Messenger RNA from Diorhabda carinulata, 3221 nucleotides. Its product is annotated as adenylosuccinate synthetase. Bases 229 to 1572 code for a protein of 447 amino acids. The transcript is spliced from 8 exons. NCBI's taxonomy places the organism in Eukaryota, Metazoa, Arthropoda, Insecta, Coleoptera, Chrysomelidae. The record is from RefSeq and is a predicted model, not a curated record. Gene Ontology annotation, cellular component: cytoplasm. Gene Ontology annotation, molecular function: GTP binding; adenylosuccinate synthase activity. Gene Ontology annotation, biological process: IMP metabolic process; 'de novo' AMP biosynthetic process.
UUUUUUAUUUCGUCUUCUGCGUCACUUAUCCGUAUCGUUCACAUGAUGUGUACUUGAAAUUUUAAAUGUGUUUCCUAUUUUGAAAUAGAUAUGAAUUUAAUCUGUAGUGUUCAUUAGUGUUGUGUCGUGAGCACUGAAGUACGGUAACCGUUAGUGUGGCAUUUAGCAUAUUUCACAUCAUUAUUAUAUUUAUAUAUCAUUUACUCCUAAAAAUACUAUCCAGUCAAUAUGUCUAGCACGAAAAACGGCUUAAACGGCUCGCCUAGAAAGAAACCUAGAACUGAUACUGAAACUAAGGUUACUGUAGUUCUCGGGGCCCAAUGGGGCGAUGAAGGAAAAGGAAAAGUAGUGGAUAUGCUCGCCGAAGACGUAGAUGUGGUUUGUCGGUGCCAGGGUGGGAAUAAUGCGGGGCAUACUGUAGUCAUUGAGGGAGUUGAAUAUGAUUUCCACUUGCUUCCAAGUGGAAUUAUUCAUCCCAAUACCAAGUCUAUUAUAGGCAAUGGCGUCGUCAUACAUCUACCGGGGAUGUUCGAUGAGAUCGAAAAAAACGAAAAGAAAGGUUUGAAAACGUGGAAAGAUCAACUGAUUAUAUCAGAUAGAGCUCAUCUCGUUUUUGAUUUCCAUCAACAAGUAGACGGAUUGCAGGAACAAGAAAACAACCAGAAAGGUCAAGGUUUAGGUACUACCAAAAAAGGUAUUGGACCGACUUAUUCUUCCAAAGCCACCAGAAAUGGAAUCAGAGUUGGGGAUCUACUUGGAAACUUUGGACACUUCACUAAAAGAUUUCACGAUUUGGUGAAUAUGUAUCAAAGAAUGUUUCCUUCUUUGAAAGUGGAUACCGAAUCGGAAUUGAAGCGGUACAAGGAAUACGCCGAAAUAAUCAGACCUCUCGUUAAAGAUACAGUUUCUUAUCUGGAUAAGGCGGUUAGAGGCGGAAAGAAAAUUUUGGUGGAAGGGGCGAACGCGGCCAUGUUGGAUAUCGAUUUUGGUACGUACCCAUACGUAACGUCGUCAAACUGCAGCGUCGGUGGCGUCUGCACCGGCUUGGGGAUAUCCCCCCAUAGAAUAGGAGACGUUAUAGGAGUAGUUAAAGCUUACACGACGAGAGUCGGAGACGGACCGUUCCCAACAGAAUUACAAGAUGAGAUUGGAGAUUUGAUGCAAUCGCGAGGAGGUGAAAUCGGCGUAACUACCAAAAGGAAAAGACGCUGCGGUUGGUUGGACAUCGUAUUAUUACAAUAUACCAACAUGAUUAACGGCUAUACCGCUUUGUGCCUCACCAAAUUGGAUAUAUUGGACAGUUUACCGGAAAUAAAAUUAGCCGUAGGAUAUAAUUUGAGAGGAAAGAAAAUCGAAUAUUUUCCUUCGACUGCAGCAGAUUUAGCCGAAGUCGAGGUUGAAUACAUAUCGAUGCCUGGAUGGAAGAAGAGUACGGAGGAUGUGAGGGAAUUUAGUCAGUUACCGGAACAAGCCAAAAAUUAUGUUAAUAAAAUAGAGGAUUUAUUAAAUGUUCCAGUUAAAUGGAUAGGAGUGGGGAAAAGCAGAGAAUCGAUUAUAACGAUUCAGGACUAGUGAAUUUGAAUUUUAGUCGAAUUGUAAUUUCUGUAUUUUAAGCUUUAAAUGUGAAUUUUUCAUUUAAACACUUCCGCAGUGAUUCGGUACUUAUUUUAAUACCGUCAUUUUUACAAUUACAUUUCAAUAUUUCUUCAUAUUUAUAAAAAAGAAGAAGAGGGAAGACGUUUUCUUCCCUAUCAUAUAUUUUUCAAAAUAUUGAAAAAUACUACAAAAUUUUUUUUUUUUUUUAAAUAUUUUUGGUAAUUGAAUUUCCAACUUUUAUGCCCUAUAAUUCGUUAAAGUGAUGAUUUAAAUUACUAAAAAUGUAAUUGGCGACGGUUUUAAUAAUUUUUUCCAUUUAUAGGUAUUUAACAUUUUGCCACAUAAUCUAAUCAAGUAUUAAAAAACCAAAUAUCUUGAUUUGUAGUAGAAAAAAAUAUUAUUUUCCCCCUAUACGAUCAUUUUUCAAAACAAUUUUAUUAAAAACGUUCAAAUUUAAACCCCUAUAUAUCAAAAAUAAAAUUAUUUCUCAAGAACAGUUACAAAUUUUACAUCCUGUAUAUUGUGAUUUAGAACAAGCUUGUAAAUAUCUAUUUCGAUAGUUUUCAAUUCGACGCUCUGUAUAUUGAUACAAAAUUCUUUUUAACAAAUUCCUAAAUUUCGAUUGUUUCGUUUUAUUUUUUAAAUUGAACACCCGGUAUAUUAUGGAUAAAGUAAUUAUUCUCGUAUAUUUGAAAAAAAUCGUUUUUUUUAACUCAAUUAUGUUUUUUCAGAUUUUUUUAAUUUUUUUUUUAGUGACCCCCUCACCAAUUAUAUUAUGAACAAAUUUCUCAACGUUUUUUUAGUUAAUUGAAAAUUUUCAAUAUUCUAAUUUUAUUAUUAAAAAUUAUUUAAAUUUUUGUAAUUUAAAAAAAAUAUAUAGAAAAACCUUGUAAAUUGGGCCCCCAUGAAAAAAAUUACCGCACUAAUUAAAAAAAUCAUGAAAAGAGCACAGUAUGAAAAUUUUUAUCUAUUUUCAGGUUUUCUUCAAUUUUUUUUUCGUAUGACCCCCUCAACUAUUAUACAUUGAAUAAAUAAAUUUCUCAUUUUUUUUUGAGUCAAUUGAAAAUUUUCGAUAUUCCAAUUUUAUUAUUGAUUAUUUAAAUUUUUGUAAUUAAAAACAAAUAUAUAGAAAAACCUUGUAAAUUGGGCCCCCAUGAAAAAUGGAAAGUAUUACACUGAAUGAACAAUUCAUGAAAAGAGCACAAUAUAAAAAUUUUAUCUAUUUUCUGAUUUUUUUUUAGUGACCCCCUCACCUAUUAUACAAUGAAUAAACAAAUUUCUCAUCUUUUUUGAGUUAAUUGAAAAUUUUCAAUAUUCUAAUUUUAUUAUUAAAAAUUAUUUAAAUUUUUGUAAUUUAAAACAAAUAAAUAGAAAAACGUUGUAAAUUGGGCCCCCAAGAAAAAUACAAAAAAACCGCACUGAAUAAUCAAUUCAUGAAAAAAGCACAAAUUUGCGUUUAUUCUUUUUUUUUUUCAAAAUUUUAUAUACAAUAUAUACCAAACUUGUUAAAACAUUGUUUUGUUGAUUUGGGAAAAGCUUUCGACAAGCACAACUUGUUAACGCAAUAAAUAUAUUCGUUAUUAUACUGCUUAUACAUAUUUUGAAUAAAUACCAGUACACCAAAA